Messenger RNA from Symbiodinium natans, 4104 nucleotides. Lineage: Eukaryota; Dinophyceae; Suessiales; Symbiodiniaceae. The record is from the annotation of a GenBank genome assembly.
AUGUGGAAUCUCCUCCGGCAGGACCUUGGAUUGCAGUGUACCUGCCCUGAAAUCCCGACCUGGACAAACACCACAGGUGCUGCGUCCAGGAUCGACUUCAUAUGUUAUAGGACGCCUCGGCCGGACACGUUCUAUGACAGAGUCAUCUGGGACUCAGAUCAGCUCUUGGGCACUGACCAUAGGGCAGUAGCGGCAGCCUUUCGUUCGAUUGAACCAGUAUGCCGGGUGAGACAGAGGCCCCAACAUAGGUGCGGGAAAUGGCGAGUCAACAAUGCCCAAGCCCUUGAGGAGCUUGGGAAGAUUGACCCUGCCACCUUUGAUGCGCAGGAUGACCUCUCGCGGGUUGCAAGGCAAGUGACCUUUCGGGGGUCCAGCUGUAGGUACCGAGACUCGAAGGAGUUGAGGGACCUAAUCCAACAGCGGAAACGGGCUACAGGCAGCGAGGCUAGACGACUGGCUCAUGAAAUUGUGCAACGACGUGCUGCCGACAGGAGACAGUGGAUGGAGGACAUCCUUGCGAGAAGUGCUAAUGGGGAUUUUGCAGCCAUCAGUUUCCUCAAAAAGAAGAUGUCUGUCAAAGCUAGCCAUGGGGCUUAUGUUCAGCGAGCGGGAGGUGAAGAGCAGGCCAUCAAGGACCUACGUACUUUCUAUGCACGAAAAUACACACCGAAGGAUCCUGUGGUUCCUGGCCUCCCCCAGGCCAUGUACCUUCAACGAGCAGGACCCCUCCAGGACGCGAAGCCCUUGGAACUGGAGGAAAUUCAGAUCUUGCUUGCAGGGUGUAAGCACGGUAAAAGUACGGGAAGAGAUGGCAUUCCCUAUGAACUCCUGCAGGUCCUGCUCCAAACACCCCUACAAUGCGAAUUUGUUCGGUACCUCGAUGAUGUCCUGCACCAACGACGGCCUAUCCCUCUGGAGUGGACCACUGGACAGAUCACCCUAAUCCCGAAAAUUCCUGAACCACGUAACCCGAAGGAUUUGCGACCGAUCUGCUUGUCAGCAUGUGUGGGGAAACUCUUCACGAAGCUGCUGUGGACCAGGAUUCGCGCCCAUGCUAAGCCACCCCGAGCCUUCCAGCUGUCAGGCAUAAGUGGAUCCCAAUGCAUCGAUGGGGCGGCCGCGGUCCAGCAUGCCUUAAGGCUUAGCCAAGAGUGGGGCAAGCCACUGAUUGCCCUGAAGGUAGACAUCUCUCAGGCUUUCGACACACUUAGGCAUGAAGCAGUGGCUGCGUGGCUCGCGACACUAGGGGGUAGCGUAGAGUCCCUCGUCCUUCUCCGUAUGAUCACUGACACGACAGUGAAUUUGCACUUUGGUCAGAUGGAAUGGGAACAAAAGCUCCACCAGGGCCUCUUGCAGGGAAGCCCGUAUAGUGCCGAACUCUUCAGUCGUGUGUUAGAUUGGCACGUAGGGUUUCUGUACCAGACGUGGCAGGACACGGAGGAUACUUGGCUUGUAACGGAGGGCUUCAAACUCUUCUGCGUCAUGUAUGCUGAUGAUCUUGUCCUACUGGCAGAAAACCAUGACCAGAUGCAGAGGAUGGUAACGCAACUGCAGACCUUGCUAGCCACCAUAGGACUUUCCAUAGCUGUGGAAAAAUGCAAAUACCUUCAGUCGCCUGACCUACCUGAGCGUGAUGUCACAGUCUCCUCGAAGGUGAUCCCCUGUGUCAGCACUUUUGUUUUCUUAGGAGUGUUGAUGGGGUUUGGAGUGCAAUGCUCGGAUGUGAUUGCACACAGGCUUGCGGGCGCCUCGAACGCCUUUCAUGGCUACUAUAGUAUCCUAACGAGGGCUGUUUCCUCAGUUCGGAAGAGACUCCAGCUCCUAAACACAUUCGUAACCUCUAAGUGGAGAUGGAUGGCUCCCUGCGUUCGGCCAGUCCAAGCAGUCAAGGAUGUUUUGGAUAAGCUUCACACGACAAUGCUGUCCUCUAUCUGUCGGCUACGAGAAGACGUCUUUAUUGGGGCCGUGGGCAACUGGGUUGCGAAGCGGCGAGCUUCCCGAAUGAUAGCCCAGCUGUGCAUGCACGCUAAGUGGUCUGGAAUCCAGGCACAGGCCUUCUUUAAGUACUGGGGGCAUGUAGCACGAAGGGACCUCACUUCCCCCACGUACCUUGUCUUGCAAGUCUAUUCCACCAAAUGGCAGUGGGUGGACGUCCACGGACAUAGGAGAACGCUAGGCUUCUGGCCGAACUCCGAGAGACUGCUACAGCUUGCUUGGCAACAACAUCGUAAACCACACCAACAUAGGGACUGGCAGACCCAUGCCCAGGACAGGCAGGCCUGGGUUGAGUUCACUGAGGAAUGGCUGCAGGCCAAAGGCCUGAAACCUUCGGUGUACUACUUGGAUCUGCAUGGUGUCGACCUGUGUGGACGCAUGCUCUUGCAAACAGGAGACUCCUUCCGACUCCUCCCAAUGAGACAUGUACCGGUUGAACCUCCGUAUCCCUCGAGCCUUCAGAUCCUCCAAGAAGAAGAGGUUGGAGAGGGACUUGAGAGAGACAGCGUGCACACCAUUCGGUUUGUGACAGAUGGGAGCUGUACGGGAGGGAGGGGGGGCUGGGCUGUAGUGGUUGCGACUCCGUAUGUUCCGGCAGGACAAGCCAGUGUGUGUUAUGGGAAAGUGCCAGGCAAGUCGACUAACAUACGAGCCGAAAUCACAGCCAUAGGUCACGCCCUUAAACUCAUCAAGGAGCUCCGUGGGGCUGGGAUCCUGACGCCAGUGCAACUCUGGACGGACUCCCUCUUUGCCAUUCAUAUCCUGCAGGACGUUUACUCCACAGCCCUUAAUGCCUCGGAGGUUGCAGCAGCCCAGCAACUAUGGCUGGAAGUAGGGGGGUCGGUUCACCUUCAACAUGUACCGGCACACAAAGGCAUUGCCCUUAAUGAAAUUGCUGACAAGUUUGCAAAGCUUGGCGCGGGGCUUAGUCACUUCCAACGAGUGUUUCAGACCCAGGACUUCCGCAAAGCGUAUGUUUGUCGUGAUAACAUUCCGGAUCUUCGUGCCGACCGUCUUGCGGUGCUUGAUGUUGCUGGAUGGACGGAAGCCAGGACUGCGUGGCUUGUGGCCAGUACCUCUACGAUCGCCCUCGUGGUCAUGAUGCUCUUCACGUGUGGACCGACGACCUUUCGGGGAUUGUGCAAACUGGCUGCCAAAUGCAGACGAUGCUCCUUCUCCCUCCUCAGCAGAGGCGCUAACUGCCUGGGAUGUUGCUGCAGAAGGCCCGUCAAGGCUCCCAACACCACAGCUGCGCAGGGUGCCCCUGGGCCAGCAAAGGACCUCACAAGCAUCGUGGACAAGGUGGAGGCACUCUUCUCCUUCAUACAAAACCUGUGGACGGAGCUCAAGGAGCAUCAUCACAAGGACAACAAGGGCCUCGCUGACAUGAUGAAAGCGCAUGUUCAUGCCCUGCCGACCCUGGACGAUAUUGCAAAAGGGGUCCAACAAAACCUGGCAACGCUGGGUACUGUCGGACCGCUUAGGCUGUAUCUGGAUAAGAUGCACAACGCCCUCUCGCAAGAAGCCAAGGAGAACCAUGGUCACGUUGACCAAGGGAUCAAAAACGCUGUCAGCCUCCUUCGAUCGGCAAAGCAAGCGAGGGAAAGUCUGCAGCAAGUGGUGGAUGCCAUGAAAGGAGUGUGCGAUGAGACCAGAGGACAGCUGGAAGGUUUGGUCCAGAAGUUUGAUGCCCACCUGGCCACCAUGAGUGAGUUUGCCCAAAAGCUGGAUGGUCAUUCUCAUGUACUCCGCAAGCUGGAGGGCUACAUGGGACACUUCAGCAAUGAGCAGGAAGUCCACACUCAGACCCUCGAGAAGCUGGAAGCCAUCAUGCAACGACUGGAGGAAACCACCCGCGUCAAUCAGACGAAGUUCAGUACUGUCCUUGAACAGGUCACUGACAUACAGGAGCGACUCCCCCCACGCUCACCGUACCGACAUCCGCCUCUGCCAGAUGGCAGCACAGCGUGGGGCUCAAUUGGUGCGGUUGGGCCAGUGGGUGCACCGGCCGUAAGGCCAAUUCAGUUGGCCCCGGCACUCCAAAGCCAGACACCGGGACGUGGAGGAGAGAUCCGUAUCGUCCUUGAGUCGGCGGGAGGGAGCAGCUGA